GACCGAACUGCGCAUUCAAUUCUCCUACCAUCUUGACAUUAUUUCGUUGCCUGCCACCAUCCUCACUCUGUCACUUACCAUUCUACUCGGACUCGUGCUCAUCCAGGGUAUAGAUUCAACUUCAAUCACACUGCUUCAAAAAUUGUCACUCCGCAGCCAUGCCUGUGUCCGGACUCUCCGUCAACCCAGACUGUGUGUCUGCUUUCAACGAGUUGAAGCUCGGCCGUGGCGGACCUAAAUACAUCAUCUACAAGAUCUCCGAUGACCAGAAGGAAAUCGUGGUAGACGAGAUCGGCAAAGAGUCGGACUACGACACUUUCAGAGAGAAGCUCAUCUCCAAGAAGGAGAAGUCAGGCAAGGAUAGACCUUCAUAUGCCAUCUAUGAUGUCGAAUUUGAGCUCGAAGGUGGUGAGGGCAAAAGAUCCAAAAUCGCCUUCAUUACCUACAUCAACCAAGACAACACCAAUGUCAAAUCUCGCAUGGUCUACGCCAGCUCCCGUGAAACCUUGAAGAACGCUCUCAACGGCAUCGCAAUGAACUGGCAAGCGAACGACCCUGGCGAGUUGGAGUGGGCCGACCUGCUCAAGGAGGCAAGCAAAGGCAGGGGAACAAUCUAAGCAUGACAUUGACAUAUGAAUGGUUGGACAACGGAUGCGCGCCCCAGGCACUUGCUACAGUGGUAGCAGCGCUUGAUCCAGUGAAACAGUACGAAGCGGAGGUUUUUCUGUCGAGCAGGCAUGCUCUGUCAGGGUUGACUAUGCGCCGUUGAAGGAGCCGACAUCUCAUGCCGUGACGAUUACACAACCCCUCGCACUGAAGAAUCCGAGAUAGAUGGUCUUAAGCAAAAUCACAGCACUUUUUGCCUAUGAA
This is a messenger RNA of Exophiala xenobiotica, 870 nucleotides long. RefSeq lists its product as uncharacterized. Lineage: Eukaryota; Fungi; Ascomycota; Eurotiomycetes; Chaetothyriales; Herpotrichiellaceae. Gene Ontology annotation, molecular function: actin filament binding. Gene Ontology annotation, cellular component: actin cytoskeleton; actin cortical patch; cytoplasm. The record is from RefSeq and is a predicted model, not a curated record. The transcript is spliced from 6 exons. Bases 159 to 617 code for a protein of 152 amino acids. Gene Ontology annotation, biological process: actin filament depolymerization; actin filament severing; cell motility.